GUCAUUAUUAAAGUCAUCACCCCUCGUCUCUUCUUCUUCUCUUUCUUUCUCCCGCAGAAUCUCGCCAUUGCCCUUACGUCUUCCCUCCUCGUCGCCGCCGAUCUCUCCCUCUCCUCCUCUCUCUCUCUCUCUAGAUUCCCAGGGGCGUUCGGCUGUUCAUCUCUCUAGGUUCCCAGAUCAGGUGAUUCCCGAUGGCGUCCAAGAGGAUCUUGAAGGAGCUCAAGGAUUUGCAGAAGGAUCCCCCCACGUCCUGCAGCGCCGGCCCUGUUGCAGAAGACAUGUUUCACUGGCAAGCAACCAUUAUGGGUCCCCCAGAUAGCCCCUAUGCAGGGGGUGUCUUUCUUGUAACUAUACAUUUUCCUCCAGAUUAUCCAUUCAAGCCUCCGAAGGUGGCAUUCAGAACCAAGGUUUUCCAUCCCAAUAUUAACAGCAACGGGAGCAUUUGUCUCGAUAUUUUGAAGGAACAGUGGAGUCCUGCCUUGACCAUUUCCAAGGUGUUGCUUUCGAUCUGUUCUCUUUUGACGGAUCCGAACCCAGAUGAUCCUUUGGUGCCGGAGAUCGCUCACAUGUACAAGACGGACAGGAACAAGUAUGAGACAACUGCAAGAAGCUGGACCCAGAAGUAUGCCAUGGGCUAAAUUAAAAGCGAUCAUUAUUCGUGGAGGGCAAAGCUCCCCUCUUUCUCUUCAUUCUUGUCUAAGGAUGUAACAUUCGAAUGAUUGCUUAAAUUGGAACUUAAGAACGAGUUCAUAGCAUUUCCCCAGUUGAAAGAAGAAACUCCUAUCUUAAUGUUAUAUUGUUUCUGCGAAGGGUGGUCCGCUGGACCAUCGAAUAUGUCGAAAGCUUUCACCACUUCUUU
This is a messenger RNA of Eucalyptus grandis, 859 nucleotides long. Its product is annotated as ubiquitin-conjugating enzyme E2 10. The transcript has 5 exons. Gene Ontology annotation, biological process: protein polyubiquitination. The record is from RefSeq and is a predicted model, not a curated record. Gene Ontology annotation, cellular component: nucleus. Gene Ontology annotation, molecular function: ubiquitin conjugating enzyme activity. Lineage: Eukaryota; Viridiplantae; Streptophyta; Magnoliopsida; Myrtales; Myrtaceae. The coding region runs from base 192 to 638 and encodes 148 amino acids.